CCCGAAAGUCCGGUUUCGUCAUCUCUUUACCCUUCGCAUCCCAGUCCAUAUACUGUAUACUCAACAACAAAACCGUGGUGGUAGCGCAAGUUUUCUCUCGGUAGCAAAAUGGGAAAGCGCGGCAACGACCUCUCGCAGGUCUCGAAAGAGGAUUACGAGGCUUCGAUGAAAGCAUCCUCGGAUGUCCCAACGGGUCCUUUCGCAAAGGCAUCGGACGACGUCAUGAAGAAGAGAAGAAUUGUCAGAGGGCGAAGGUGAGUAGUGUAAACGGAACAGAAAAAAUGCAGCAAAAGAACCCGGCCCACCUAUCCGCACGCCACUUACUGAUCGAUCUAAUUCUCGAUUCGAUGCCACCAACGCAAUAAAACAGAUCGGCGGUCCGAAAAGGUGCACCUUCGGCGGCUGCCGGAAGCGGUGUCUUCUCGGGAGUCGCGCUGAACGCCUCUCCGGGAGCAACACUGGCACCUUCGUCGGCGGGUGGGAGCAGCAACCCCUUCGGAGGCUUUACGUUCGGAGCGGGCACGUCGAAGACGCUCCCCAUCCCCUCUGCUCCCGCUGAAUCGAAAACCUCGGCCUUUCCGAGCUUUGCCGUUCCGGCUGCGGCUCCCCCAAAGCCAGCCACGACGUUUGCAGCUGCCACGGCUCCAGGAACAAGCAAGACUUCCGAAGCUACCGAGGAGGACAAGAAGCUCAUCGAAUGCGCCCAGGCAUUUCUCAAACACGCUAAGAAACACGGUGCCUAUGAUGCGGUGGGUGCGGAACGCUUCGCCGCUACCUUUCGUGAGCUCUCGAAAUCGGCGUCGUCUUCGACCGCGAGCACAAAGCCACCCACCAAAACGGCGGCGGCGGCAAGCACGAGCACAAGCUGGGACGCAAGCAGGCCUCUGUUCGGAGCGAAACCUCCCGCAUCGUCCCCGGCCGCCCCUCUGUUUGGCGCGGCCGCCCCGGCCCCGGCAACCGGCGGCUUUUCGUUCAAUACCGGAAGCAAGCCGGCUGCGUCUCCCGCCGCUCCGGGAGGCUUUUCCUUCAAUCCAACGAAGACGGGAGCCUCCGCCGCACCGGUUCCGGCCUUUAGUUUUUCCACGACUCCCACCCCGGCCGUCAAGGCGGCGGCCGAGGCAGCCGCAGCGGAGAGUGCUUCCAAGGCGGGCACAGGUGCGGGCGAUGGCGAUGGCGAGAACAAGGACGACCAAACGGACAACGAUGGCGCGCAGGAGGCGGAGGACAAUCCCUGCAAAACUCUCUUCAAGGCCAACACCAAAAUUCUUCGCGUGAAAACCAACAACUACAUCAAGGGCGUUCUGAAACUGGAAGAACACAAGGAGACCAAAAAGACGAGCAUGGUGGUCCGAGACAAAGCCGUGGGUCACGUGCAGCUGAACGUUGCCAUUACAAAGGGGAUGCCCAUCAAGAAAACGAUUGCCCAGGGGAAAAAGAGCCAGGGUCCCACGCCCAUCGUCCUAAUCACCGCUGUCUUUGACGAAACUUCCGGAGAUCCAGAGCUCUUCAAGGUCAUCACGAAAAUGGAGGACCACGAAAAGCUGUACGACGAAUUAUCCAAGCUUGUGUAAGAAUGAGGAACACGACAAAACGAAACCAAAUCAGAAAAGCAUUGCGUGCGUAUCAAUCAGCUAGGUCCGAUUUCCGAUUUCUGCAUUCCAAUGACAAUCGCAGUGAAACAUGAAAGCAUUUCUUGCAUUCGGUGACUCACCGGCUAAGCUUUCGGGUGAUGCAAGCUCUGUCAUUGUACAUAUCCAUCUGUCGGACAUACUGUGUGGGCACAACGAUGGAGCAGAGGGCUACCACUGUAAAAGGUCGAAACGGAUUGAUCUUUCCCUUGCGGCUACAAAUGACAUAUGGUGGACGUGCUGCUACUAUUCUUAAAACAGGGGAAUCAUGAUCAACAUCAUCAUAAUGACACAACAUACUAAUAUACACUGCUGCCGGCUUGACUGCAAAAUCUGUUUGAAUAACGGAAAACAUUCGAU
This is a messenger RNA of Pseudo-nitzschia multistriata, 1988 nucleotides long. Lineage: Eukaryota; Bacillariophyta; Bacillariophyceae; Bacillariales; Bacillariaceae. The record is from the annotation of a GenBank genome assembly.